Harpia harpyja (harpy eagle) is the source of this 2298-nucleotide messenger RNA. It is a transcript of the gene DNAJC21, whose product is annotated as DnaJ heat shock protein family (Hsp40) member C21. Gene Ontology annotation, molecular function: nucleic acid binding; zinc ion binding. Gene Ontology annotation, cellular component: cytoplasm. Bases 94 to 1716 code for a protein of 540 amino acids. Lineage: Eukaryota; Metazoa; Chordata; Aves; Accipitriformes; Accipitridae. The transcript is spliced from 12 exons. The record is from RefSeq and is a predicted model, not a curated record.
CGCCGACCCCGCCUCCGCCGGUCCCGCCUCCGCCCGCUACCUUCGUAGCGCCGGCCGGCCGGCCGGCACUUCUCCCCACGCGGAACCGUCGCCAUGAGGUGUUACUACGAGGUGCUGGGGGUGAAACGCGACGCCGCCGAGGAGGAGCUGAAGCGGGCGUACCGUCGGCUGGCGCUGCGCUGGCACCCAGAUAAAAACCCGGAGAACGCGGAGGAGGCGGCGGAGCAGUUCAAGUUAAUCCAGGCAGCGUACAACGUUCUCAGUGACCCGCAGGAAAGAGCCUGGUAUGAUAGUCACAGGGAGGCUCUGCUGAAAGGAGGACUUGAUGGAGACUGUAAAGAUGAUACGUUAGAUCUGCUGCAGUACUUCACUGUUAGCUGUUACUCGGGAUAUGGAGAUGAUGAAAAGGGAUUCUUCACAGUCUUUCGACAAGUUUUUGAGAAGAUUGCAAAAGAAGAGAUGGAAUAUAUGACCCAGGAAGAUACUGCAGAAUUCCCUAUGUUUGGACAUUCCCAAAGUGACUAUGAUACGGUAGUCCACCCUUUCUAUGCAUAUUGGCAGAGUUUCUGCACUCAGAAAAACUUUGCUUGGAAAGAAGAAUAUGACACACGACAAGCUUCAAACCGCUGGGAGAAACGAGCUAUGGAAAAAGAGAACAAGAAAACAAGAGAUAAAGCAAGGAAAGAGAGGAAUGAAGUGGUCCGUCAGCUAGUAGCCUUUGUUCGUAAAAGGGAUAAAAGACUACAGGCUCACAGAAAACUUGUAGAACAACAAAAUGCAGAAAAAACUAAGAAAGCAGAGGAAUUUCGGAGGCAGCAGAAGCUCAGACAAGCCAAGCUUACUGAACAGUACAAAGAACAGAGCUGGAUGACUCUGUCGGAUAUGGAGAAAGAGUUGCAAGAGAUUGAGGCACAAUAUGAAAAGGAAUUUGGAGAUGGAUCAGAUACUGAAGAUGAAUUACAACAACAGGAGACAAAAGGCAUCAAAGACAAACAGAAUGAUGAGACUGAAGAAGCUGAGUUUGGUGGUGAUCUGUACUGCCCUGCUUGUGAGAAAUUUUUGAAAACCGAGAAAGCCAUGAAGAAUCACGAAAAAUCAAAGAAGCAUCGAGAGAUGGUAGCACUGUUACGACAGCAACUGGAAGAAGAAGAAGGGAAAUUUCCUGUGUCUUUGGAUGAUGCAAAUGAAAUACAUACCAAAGAGAAGAAAGAAGGAGAAGACAUGCCCAAGCAGAAGCUCUCAAAGAAGCAGAGGAAGAAACAGAAAACAAGGAUGAUGGCAUGUAGUCAUACCAUGACUGACAAGGACUCUUCUGAUAAAAGUGCUGAUGAAGGAACAGUUGAACAAGAGGAGGUGCCCGCAGUGGACAAGCAGAGUGGCUCAGCAGAGGAGGUGGUAAAUGAUGGCCAAAGAUGUGCUGUGUCAGGGGACACAAGCACUACAGAGGAUGUCAGCCAAAUGAAGGAAACAGAAAGUGAAGUGACAAGCAGUACUAAGCCUAAAGGGAAAAAAGCCAAGGAUGCAAAAAAGUCUGCUUCAGAGCACCCAACAACGAAUGAAGUUCCCAUCCAGUGUACAACCUGCAAAUGUACAUUUCCAUCCCGAAAUAAACUGUUUGAACACCUCAAAACCAUGGGACAUGCAAAAGCAACCCAAGCACCACCUGUAACUGGAACUGUAAACACCAGAAACAAAAAAGAGAAACGUAAACACUAAUAGAGCUUUCUUAGAGUAACAGUCUAUUAGUAUGUGAAAACUCUCCCAAAACUGGAAGGUGCACAUUGCCUGUGUUCAGAGUUAAAACAGAGAAGGGAAGUCCUAAUUUUGGAAAAAAAAAAAAGGAAGAUGCAGCAAAAGGAGUAUUAUCUUGUGAAGGAAUGUGUGCUUUCUUUUGGUUUUAUCAGCUUUUAAUAACUGGAUUUGACCUACUAGCCAUAGUUUGCAUCUUUACUAUAUCACUAAUGAGUGUGCUUUGCAAUCCUAAAAGCAGCAGGAGAAAAGCAUAUUUUGGAAAGGAAGAUGACUAGAUUAGAGCCCCAUGAUAAAAAAUAAUUACUGUCAUUAGAAACUUUUCAACUUUAUGCAAACUCUUCUUUUUCAUGCCCUAGUUACAGUGUGUCCUUUUAGCAGGGGUAGACAGUUUUACCUCUAUUUGAAACCUCCAGUUAUGUUCUGCUCAGAGUGGUUCUCACCCAGAGAUUUAUUAUGCUUAUGUAAGUGAAAUCUCACAGACUGAAGUCUGCAGUGUUACUUUUUGACUUUAAAUUCUUUUAUUUAAAUAAAUAAAUACUUCUAUCA